Sodiomyces alkalinus F11 is the source of this 2511-nucleotide messenger RNA. Its product is annotated as topoisomerase II-associated protein PAT1. The transcript has 2 exons. Gene Ontology annotation, biological process: deadenylation-dependent decapping of nuclear-transcribed mRNA; P-body assembly. Gene Ontology annotation, molecular function: RNA binding. The record is from RefSeq and is a predicted model, not a curated record. Gene Ontology annotation, cellular component: P-body. Bases 1 to 2511 code for a protein of 836 amino acids. Lineage: Eukaryota; Fungi; Ascomycota; Sordariomycetes; Glomerellales; Plectosphaerellaceae.
AUGUCUUUCUUCGGGUUCGACUCGCAGCGCCACAAUGCGGCAGCGCCGGGGUUUUCUCAGGCUCACGACCCCUUCGCCGGCCUCUCCCAGCGAAAUGACGAAGACGACGAUGCUGUCGAUUUUGACGAUACGUACGAUGGUCUGGGAGACCAGCUGGACGAGAGUGGUGAUGCUUUCAAUGACGACACUUUCGGUGGUGGUGAUACUGGUGCAGCAGCGCCAGUCGGCAAGGACUUCGAUUUUUUCGGCCAGACUGCCAAAGUCUCGAGCGCCAUCGAAGAGGAGCACGUGCUUUUCACUCGGCAGCAGCCAGCUCCCAAAGCGGCUCCUGCGUCUGCUGUUCCUCCUGCGCCCGCCAUGUCCUCUGCGACCAGUGUUCACUACACACAGUCGUAUCAGCCAUACAGUCAACCCGUCCGGACUGGCUAUGAGAAGUACAAGGAGCCUGAGGCCGAGCCCAUCCCCGACCUGCAUGUUGAUGCUUCACUCUGGGGCAUGCCCGCCAAGAAACCCGCCGCUGAGUCUGCCCCCAAGCCGCAAACUCAACCACCCACGUCCGGUCGCAAGGUCAUGAGCUUGGAGGAGGUCGAGAGGGCGAUGCGUGAGCAAGCCCAGCGCCCGAGUCAACCUUCGGUCCAGCCCGCCCCUCCACCACAGGAAUACGCCGCUGAUCGUGUCGACUACUAUGCGCGUCCUGAUUCCGCCCAGAGGCAGCAGCUAUAUGGCGCGGAGCAGUCGCAACUCCCUCAGCCUCCUGUACAUCACGGCCAUGGCCAUCCCGUCACCAUCCUGCAACGACCUCAUUCUCGCACGCCACAGCAGACUGGUCCCGUUUCUAGUGUUCCUAGCCCCCAACCUCGGAGCCAUCACCAGCUACCUCAAGCUUCACCUAUCCAACCCACUCAGAUUCUUCAGAACCCCAACCGUCUUUCUGGUGAUGCAUCGCGCAUCGGUCUUCCCACCCAACCUGCGCACCGUUCUCAGGGCUCCGUAAACCGUAACCAGCAGCAACAGCAGCAGCAUUUUGCCCAGUUAUCCGAGGAAGACAAGGCCGCCUACCUGGACCAGGAGACCAAGCGAGCCAAACGUAAUCAUAAGAUCUGGCUUUUGUCCAAGGACAAUGGGCUCAUGACGCCGCAAGACAAGAACUUCAUCACUCGCAUCCAACUGCAGCAGCUGGUGUCGGCAACUGGCAACCCCGGUGAAGUGGGAAACGAGGGUUCUCUGGCAGAGGACUUCUACUACCAGGUUCUCUUUCAGAUCCGUGGAGGUCAGCGUCAAAAUCCCAACCAACCCCUGAACAACUUCGCGCAGACAUAUCUCUUCCAGACGGGAAGUCGACAAGGCGGGAUGCGACGACAGGGUCGGGCCGCCGAGAACCACGCCCAAAGAAUGGAACAGCAAGUGCAGCGGGCCGUCGAGGCUGCGAAGAACAAGCCCAAGAACCCGCAACUUGUCAUUGCGGGCAGCCUGGGCAAGAUCUCCUUCAGCAACGCCAAGACCCCGAAGCCGUUGCUUAAUAUCAAGCGCGGUGGGGAUGCGGGGGAUGGUCACCGAGCUGCUUCCAACAAGCGAAUGGGUUCCUCUUCCACUGCCCUCGACAGGAAAGCGAUCCUAAGGAACAUUGAGCGUGUCUACAAUACCGUCAUGCUCAUGGAGGACCACGCGAGACUGGCGCCGCCCCCGCCUACGAACGGAAAUCACGAGGAGUUCCACGCCAAGCACGGCGAGUGGUUGGCGACUGCGCAGGCUUUGAACGCCAAGCUCUGGGAUGAGCUCAAAGUCCACGAACCUAUCCGCGAAAACACGGUCCAUCCUUUCAUCGCAUUUCUAACGUUCCCCAAGGGCAAAAAGGUGUUCUCUCGUGUGUUCCGCCAUAUCAGCUUCGAACAGCGGACCACCAUUCUCACCAUGAUCAUCUUCCAUCUGGACUCGCUGGAUGUCGUCCGCGACGCACAACUUACUCACGGAGAGAAGAACCUCAGUGCUCAGAUGCGCGAGAACAUUGAGCUUUUCUCCAUGUCUGUUAUGCCCAGCCUCUUUGCAUACUUCAAUGAUACGCAGAUCGAUAUCGUUACGGGCGUCCUGGGCAUCAUCACGAAGUUGAAUGUUGACCAGAUCGCCAAGACGCGCGUUGGCACGUCUAUGCUGACCCUGGUCUUGAGCCGGGCUGAGUUGCUCAAACAGGCUGGAGGAGGCGAUCCUCGACUGUGGAACGAAUGGGACCAAACAUUCGACGCCUUCUUCAACGUCCUCGAGCCCACCCUGCCACAUAUGUUCCCCGGCAGCGUGAAUGCCGGCGAAGACGUCCUCGUUUGGCAGCUCCUGGCCGCCAUCGGUGUCAGCGCCAACCCCGAGCAGCAGCAGCGUCUUGUACUUGCUGUCAAGGACCGCGUCCUGGAUACGGUUGCGCAUGCGAAGACUCUGCCCGCAUCUCUUGCCGCGCAGCGCUUGGGAACGGUGAAUUUGUUCAUGCACUCGAUUGGAUUGGACGUUGAAUUGUUGCAGUAA